AUGGCCGCUGCAGGGCCUACCUAUUAUUGCCAUAAAUGUGAAGCACACAUUGGACAAGUAGCAGAUUUCGAAUGUCCGCGAUGUCAUGAAAAUUUCAUCGAAGAAGUCGCACCUCGAGAAGUACCACCACAACCGCGCGCUACUGCAAGACGUCCUUAUGGAGGAGCAUUUCAAUUUCACGGUGCAACACCAUUUGGAAACACGACUAUCAUUGUUGGUGGUGGACCGUCAGUAAACGAUGGAGGACAAAUGCCAGGAAAUGGUGAUCUUAGUAAUUUCCUACAAACACUAUUAAUGCAACUCACCGGUGGGGGUGUUGGUGGUGCACCGUUUCCUUUUCCCAUACACAACGCUGCUGGAACAGCUUUUCUUGAUCCAAAUAAUCUUGAUGCUUUUCUUACUCAAUUUCUGAAUCAAAUGGGUGAAAAUAGCGGACCUGCGCCAGCAACUGAAAAUCGAAUCAAUUCGAUUCCCACAGUAAAAGUAACUGGUGAACAAGCUCGUGAUAAUUUACAGUGUGCUAUAUGCAUGGAUGACUUUAAAGAAAAUGAUGAGGCAAAACGUCUUCCCUGUUCACAUCAUUUUCAUGAGGACUGUAUAUCACGCUGGCUUCGACUUCAUGGUACAUGUCCGACAUGUCGUGUAACUUUAGAUGGCGAUAAUACCACUAAUCGUGAAUACUUUAAUAAUCUACAACCAACAAAUAAUAAUAACAACAACAACAAUAAUAAUAAUCGUCGCAAUGACGGAGAUAGUACUGGUGGUUCAUCAUCUGCGGCUAGCGGAGGUAUUCAUCCCAUUGAAUUCGAUUAA
Molecule: messenger RNA, 813 nt
Organism: Adineta ricciae
Lineage: Eukaryota; Metazoa; Rotifera; Eurotatoria; Adinetida; Adinetidae
Source: the annotation of a GenBank genome assembly